CUUCGGUGUGUGCUGUACGUCGCUGAGUGUACGGAGAUGAGGAGAGAGUCUGGUCAGCUUGCACAUCGACCUAAGGAAUUGUGAAUGUUUGCGCCCUGCUAGUUUCUUUUUUGGAUAUAAUUGGCGCAAAUAAUUUUCAAUAACAUAUUUUUCAACGGGUGAUAUUUGUCACGGAUAUAUUGUUUUCCUCAACACUGUCUGUCACUGGAGACAGCGGUCAUCUCGGGUGAGCGAAAACGACAGAAUCGGAACGGAAAGUAUCUUCAUAAUACGGACUUUUUUUUGGCUUGGAUGUUAAGCUUUCCCGUUUGGAUUUAAACUGAACACAGACUGGAAUAUGUCGCUUUUGAUGACUUAACAGUCAUUGCCGGUUAUUUAUAAAUGUUAUUUGAAUUGCACCUCAUCCCCAACCACCGCCCUCGGUACGCGCUCCGCCUGGCUCCAGAUGAGCAGUUCUCCUCUCGGAUCUGAAGUCAGUUCACGCAGUCGGAGCCCAGAGAGCGUUGAGAAUAUCCCUGUCGGCGGUAGUUUCACCCGUAAAUUUUGGACACAGAAGUCCUUGGGCACAGCUUUGGCACCCUCGGAUCCUUUACGCCAAGAAAAGAGACUACCCAUCCGGAUUCUUAAAAUGUUGACCGCUCACAGUCACAUACUUCACCCGGAGUAUUUACAACCUCUUACUUCCGCACCAGUAAGCAUAGAGCUGGAUGCCAAAAAGAGUCCUCUAGCCCUGCUGGCCCAAACCUGUUCACAGAUCGGAAAGCCAGACCCACCUCCAUCCUCUAAACUUGCUUCCCUCAGCUCUAAUGGUCACAGUGACAAAGACUCCAGCACACGCUCCUCUGGGUCGUCCAUCAAAUCAGGAGACCAGCACCAGUCCCUGGACGACAAGUCCAGCUUCAAGCCCUACUCCAAGGCAGGUGGUGGCAGUGGAGAGUGCCGCAAAGACGGACUCCUGAAUGGUGGCAUGUCGGACAAGGCUGGUUUUCGGGUUCCCGGAGGCAGCAGCGGCGGUACAGUCACGUGCCCCUCCUUCCCUCCCCACGCCACCUCGCCCCGCACCAGCUCCCCCCCUCAGCACACGCCGCCCCAUGCACACCAUCGGCAGCAGUCCCAGCCCUCCCCCACCAUCGCCACCGGCCUCACCCUCAGCCAGAAAUCCUCCCACGCACAGUCCCAGUACACAGACUCCUCCAAGGCUGCUGGCGACCCGAGCUCUGGGGACAGUGGGAGUGGCGGCAGCAACAGCAGCAGCGGUGGUGUGGUGAAGAAAGAGCCUGAGCAGCAGCCGCAACACAGCAAGGCCGACCGACUGGACCAUGCACAGAUCGCCAACUCCAGCCACGCCAGGGCCAGUGCCAACUCCAGCAAUGCCAGCUCGGCCGCAAGCCCGCAGCCGGACAGCAAGGCACAGGACGCGCAGCUCGCCCCCCAGUCCGGCCUGCCCGGCGCCGGGCACGUGGCCCCCGUCUCCCCCUUCAAGCCGGGACACUCCGUCUUCCCCCUGCCCCCUUCCUCCAUGGGCUACCACGGCUCCAUCGUGGGAGCGUACGCCGGCUACCCCUCGCAGUUCGGGGCGGGCAUGGCCGGGCUCCCAGGGAAGCACCCUAGCUCCAGUCCACUCACGGGUGCCUCUCCGCCAUCCUUCAUGCAGGGCCUGUGUAGGGACCCGUACUGCCUCACCUACCCCAACGCCCCGCACCUGGGCGGCAGCAACUGCACCACGUGCGUCCACGACCCCUCCACCCUGAAGUCCGCCGGCUUCCCCCUGAUGUACCCGUCGCAUCACCUGCACUCGCUGCACCCCAGCGCCCUGGCAUCGGCGUCCGCCGGCGCCACGCACUCCCUCUCGCACCCGCUCUACACCUACGGCUUCAUGCUACCCAGCAACGAGCCGCUGCCACACGCCUGCAACUGGGUGUCGGUGGGCGGCCCGUGCGACAAGCGCUUCGCCACCUCCGAGGAGCUGCUGGCGCACCUGCGCACGCACACGGCGCUGCCGGGCGGUGUGGACGGCAGCAAGCUCCUAUCAGCUGCCGCCGCCGCCUCCGCCUACCAAUCGUCCGUCUCCUCGGCCACCUCCUGCCACCUCCACCUGCCGCCGCCCACCAGCCCCGGCGGCGCCCUGCCCGCCUCCUACUCCCUGCGCGGCUCGCCCAGCCUGAGCCUGGCGCGCUACCACCCCUACGCGGGCAAGGCCCAUCUGCCAGGCGCGCCGUCCCUGCCCCCCAUGCACUCUCUUCCGGGCUCCUCGCCCUACUACUCGCCGUACUCCCUCUACAGCCAGAGACUGGCCUCGGCCUCGGCCCUGGGGUACCAGUGACCCGCCGGCGGAAAUUGCUUGCUAUCGAGCUGAGCAGAGCAGAGCAAAUCGGCAUGGACAGACUCCUAAAGGACAGACUCCAGUGACUGCUGAUGAAAAAAAAAUUCACCUGCUCGCCCGCCCGUCUGCCUACCUGCCAGACACAAGCCCCAUGAAUGUGCACAAGCUGGCUUAGGUCCGACUCCACAAUAUGCCCUUGCCCAAUGCCUCAGUCAAAACACAGUAGGGCAUAGGGUUCGGAAAGCUGAUUCAUCUGCGUGGAGUGUCCAUAGAGAGGCCUGUUCCUGUGGCCCAGACUGCUGCCCCAUCGCAGCGAGUGGAGGACAGAGACAGCAGAGAGAUAUAUUCAAUGCAGGAAGAAAUUGGAGAUGCAAAGAAAGAAAAAAGACGAGUGCUGUUUGUCCAGAUAGGUCAAAGACUGACACUCAGAAAAUGCAGCACUAUGUCCGCAGGUUUAUUUGAAGAGUGCGCCCCCCUCCCUUCCCCUCUACGUAUCUUUGUCCUGGACUGAAGAGAACUGAGAUUAUGUAUUUAUUAUUUUUUUCUGAGCGCUUGGCUUUCAACUUGGAAGAAGUUUAAGUACACACCCCAUUAUCAUUCUUGCUACAAUAAUCAUUUAUGAAUAUUAUUACGGUCAUCCAAACAAGCCUUUGAAAAAGAUUUCAUGGUGAGGUGAUGUUCACAGACUUUUUUCCAACACUUUGACUUCAGUACGUUUUUUUGUUUUUGUCUGUUUGUUUGUUUUGUUUUUUUCCGUUCAGUUCUUUGCUGUUCAAGUUCCUUUGAAGAAAUACCCUUGCGCAUGUCAUCAAUGGCAACCGGAGUGUUCAUGAAAAUAAAAUUGCCAUUUAUUUUGUACAGUCAAAAAAGAAUAAAAAACAAAAGAUGUGAUAUAUUUUCUAUUGUAAUGGGAGUUUGCAGGUUGGGAUGGCUCACACAAAAAUAGGACAAUUGUGACAAGAGGAAAUUAGAAUAUAAAAAUGUAGCGAUGGCAGAGCUAUCCAUUUACCUGAAAAAGUCUUAUUUUGUGUAAUAAAUGACA
This is a messenger RNA of Engraulis encrasicolus (European anchovy), 3365 nucleotides long. It is a transcript of the gene znf703, whose product is annotated as zinc finger protein 703. The record is from RefSeq and is a predicted model, not a curated record. Gene Ontology annotation, cellular component: nucleus. Bases 446 to 2323 code for a protein of 625 amino acids. NCBI's taxonomy places the organism in Eukaryota, Metazoa, Chordata, Actinopteri, Clupeiformes, Engraulidae. Gene Ontology annotation, biological process: negative regulation of DNA-templated transcription. The transcript is spliced from 2 exons.